Dryobates pubescens (Downy woodpecker) is the source of this 5921-nucleotide messenger RNA. RefSeq names its product LIM domain 7 (gene LMO7). The record is from RefSeq and is a predicted model, not a curated record. Gene Ontology annotation, molecular function: protein binding. The transcript is spliced from 33 exons. NCBI's taxonomy places the organism in Eukaryota, Metazoa, Chordata, Aves, Piciformes, Picidae. Bases 17 to 5215 code for a protein of 1732 amino acids. Gene Ontology annotation, biological process: regulation of cell adhesion; regulation of signaling.
UUGCUUACACCCAGCCAUGGAGGGGAGAGAGGACGCGGAGUACGACUGCCAGGAAGCGUUUGCUGAAGCUCAGCGAUGGGUAGAGACAGUUACUGGGAAAAGCUUUGGAUCUAAAGACUUCCGAGCAGCCCUAGAAAACGGAGUCCUGUUGUGCGAUUUGAUUAACAAGAUCAAACCUGGCAUUGUUAAGAAGAUCAAUCGUCUGUCAACUCCAAUAGCUGGCUUGGAUAAUAUAAAUGUUUUUCUGAAAGCGUGUGAAAAUAUUGGACUGAAAGAAGCUCAGCUUUUUCACCCAGGAGACCUUCAGGAUUUGUCCAAUCGAGUUACAGUCAAACCGGAGGAGACCAACAGAAGAGUGAAAAAUGUUUUGAUUACAUUAUACUGGCUUGGGAGAAAAGCUCAAAGUAGCCCUCAUUAUAAUGGUCCAUACCUCAAUCUUAAGGCAUUUGAGAAGUUAUUAGGGCAAGCAUUGACUAAGGCACUUGAAGAGUCCGGCCACCUGAACAGAAGUGGCAGGGAUAGUGGGUACGGUGAUAUUUGGUACGUUGACCGGGGAGAGCCCUUUCCAUCUUCAGCUAGCCAUAAAAGAGACGAUUCCUUUGAUAGCUUGGACUCUCUCGGCUCAAGAUCCUCUACAAGCUUUUCGUCAGAUAUAACUUUGAAAGGUGGCAGUGAAGGUUGUGACAGUGACACAGACUUGGAACUGCCUUUCAAAAUGCAUGACUCCCAUAAAGACGACAGGUCUUACCGCAGGAUUUCUGUGAUUGAACCGAAACCCACCACUGACUUCAACCGCUUCUUACCCAACAAAAACAAGCAGACGGCAUAUGUGCCAGCACCCUUGAGGAAGAAGAGGACAGAGAAGAAUGAGGACAACAGGAGGAGCUGGGCAAGUCCUGUCACCGAGUCAGAUGGAACAUUUUCAAGUAACCAGAGGAGGCAGAGGCAGUUGGAUACUAAAGAGGAAAACAAAUCGGGAGUUAACAUUCCUUCAGAAUUAUCUGGGUAUUUUGAUGAGGACGAGGAAGAAGAAAUAGGCAUCCCAAACAUUGAGAAAGAUGAUCUCUAUUUUCGCAAGCUAAGUGCUUCAGCAGCAAGUACGGUUGUUGCUUUUGACAAAUUUCUUCCUAAGUUUUGGACUCCAGAAGAAGAAUUGCUAUGGAAAAAAAUCAAGAAAUCCUCUUUCAAACCCUGGUAUAAAGAGAUUCAAGGGUUCAGUAGAAAGAAAUCAGAUUCUGAGGAUGAGGAAUUUGCUUACAAAAAAAGUUCUGCCAUUGUUGCUAAUAAACCAAGAUCAACUUUUGACUGGAACAGCAGUUGCAGAAGGGAUCAGAACUAUAAGCCAACUGCUGAAUAUAUGGGAAGCUCAUUGUCACAGAUUGCAGAAGGAAAAAUCUUGGAGGCUUCCGAUCAGCCCAGUCAGUUUUCGUUACUUCAGGCCCUGCAAAAAUACUCUGACUACUUGUCUUCUGAAACGAAGACUAAAAUUGAUCCUACUUCUGGCCCUAGGCUCAUAAAAUGUAGAAAGAAUAUUUCCUUUGUACCAGGAUGCAAGCAAGGAGAUGCAGAAAAUGGAUGCGUGUAUCCAGAUUUAGAAAACGAUGACUUGUUUGUUCGGAAAACUGGAGCUUUCCAUGUGAAUCAAGUUGUUCUCCAAGACCCUCGGUAUCUAAAAAGAUUCUCUGAGCAGGAGCCUCCUCUAGAGGGUGAGAUAAUUCUGCAGCCCAGGGAAGGACAAACGGUGAUUCCAGACUUGGAAAAGGAUGACAUGAUCCUUCGUAAAAUCCUCUCUCAGAAAAAAGAGGUACCUUUAUCAGGUGCUCCAGACAAGUACCACCCAGCGCUCUUUCCUGAUCCCUGGAGUCUUCCGGAGGAGAUCCGCUCCAAAUUCCUGUGUUUACUUGAAAAGAAUGCAACGCCAGAGGAAAAAAAGAGCGACGGUAGAGUUCUGUCACCAUCUUCCCACCAUAAGAAGGAUGAUAUGCUGACUCGGAAGAUUGAAUCUUGGAAGGUGGGCAGCAAUGUCCAGCCAGUGAAUUUCAUCCCGGGUCCAUGCAGCGAAGAAGACUGGAAGAAGUGGGAAGCGAUCAGGGAGGCCAGCAAAGCUAGACACAAGAAACGGCAGAUGGUAGAGAGACUAUUUCAAAAGCUUUCUGAUGAGCAAGGGAGUAAAUCACUGAAUGAUGUCAGCGCAGAUGAGCUUCAGUCGUUGCGCAAAAUCCGUUAUGAAGAGCUACAAAAGAUAAAAGAGCAGCUACAAGAGCAAGAUCUAAAAUGGCAAGAAGAUCUAGCAAAAUGGAAGAAUCGCAGGAAGACCUUCACUUCUGAAUUGCAAAAGAAAAAGGAAGAGAGAGAGGAAAUAGAAAGGAGAGCCUCUGAAGUGUCUGAAAGGAGUGCCAAGUCACUGAAAGAAAUGCAGCAGGAGAGGGAAGACAGGGAUCAGGACUCCUAUGAGCAGAGAAAACAUGACCGCAGGUGGACAUAUUCGCUGAACGAUGAUGUGUUUAGUGAAGAAAAAGCACCUUCCACAGAGUCAGCAGCAAAAGAUUACCUUCUGGAAGAAGAUACCUUUUACAACACUAAGGACAACAGCACACAUACUGUACAACCGCGCACAGAGAACCUGCCAGAGAGCUCUGCUGCUCGUGAAGCUCCUGCUCCAUCAAAGAGCCUGGCAGAGGAGCAGAGCUCGGCUCUUUUAUCUACUCGCUACUCAGUGAAUGCUCAAACUGGGUCAGCUCAGGUUUCAGCUUCUCUCCCCAGAAGUUACCAGAAAACUGAUACCUCUAGGUUAACAUCCGUGGUUACACCAAGACCUUUUGGUGUCCACUCUAGAGGAAUCUCAUCACUUCCACGGUCAUUCACGAUGGAUGAUGCCCAGAAAUACAAUGGAGAAGUAGAAAAAGCUAAAAGAACCCAAACUUUGUUCACUAGCGUUUCAUUUUCACAACCAGACUCUGCACACCCUCUCUCCACUGGUGCAUUCAGAAACAGAGGUGAGGAGGAGGACAAAGAAGGUGUUCAGUCAACACCUCCUCCUAGUUUGGCAUUACCUGUAAAAUCCCAAGACCAAGAUUCUGGAAGCAGUAUUCUUAAACCAGAGUAUUGCUCUCCUCCUGAUUCUCUUUCACUUGCAUCCUCUGCAGAAAAUGUGACUCUGGCAGAGCCUGAGGAUUCAAAAUCCCCGGAACAGUACAGUGAAAUGAGAAUCAGUAUAAACCAGAGACCUGGCCACAGUCGCAGCUUUGGGUUCACAACAAAUUGGAGUACUUCAGGGGCCUUUGUGCAGACAGUUGAAGAAGGGAGCCCUGCAGCACUUUGUCAGUUGCAUGUAAAUGAUGAGAUCAUUGCUAUCAAUGGUACAAAGGUUUCACAUAUGGACUCUAGUCAGUGGGAAGAAGCCAUCAACAGAGCACUAGAAACUGGAAACCUAGUCCUGGAUGUCAGACGAUAUGGAAAGAAUGGUACCUCUGAAAAUAAAUGGAUUGAUGCAACUUCUGGAGAACACCUUUCAAAUGUUUCCACCAUGUCAACAAAAAGAGACUUCUCCAGCAGCCUUCAAAGCUCUGAUACAGAAACAAAAUUGAUAAAUGGAAUGCAAGGAGAUGUUGGCUCUAAUGAACAAAGAGCAUCUGAACCUAUUUCUUUGAAAAACUUUAAAAGACGGUCUCAAUUUUUUGGACAAGGAGGCCCGGAGCCUGCAAUGCCUGAUCUCCCAGUCCCAUCCAUUAGUGCUCCCAGUCGUCGCGUUUGGGAUCAAGAGGAAGAACGAAAACGACAGGAAAAAUGGCAAAAGGAGCAAGACCGUUUAUUGCAGGAGAAGUACCAACGGGAACAAGAAAAACUGAGGGAAGAAUGGCUACGAGCUAAGCAAGAAGCAGAGAAAGAAAGCUCCAAAUAUUUUGAUGAGGAGCAAACUGUUCUGACCUUAAACACAUCGUCUGUCCCUGUGCAGGCUCCGUCUGUGUCCAGCUGGAGAGCAAGCGCUGAAGUGAAUACUGAAGAGCCAAGAGAGAGUGGAGGAAGUCAGAUGGCGGUGCAGUUGCUGCGUGAAGAAGAAGAAAGGAGGCGUCAGGAGGAACAGAGGAUCCAGGAAGAAGCAGCCCAGCGUUUUGAGCAAGAAAGGCAACUUCAAGAGCUUGAGAGGCAACGCAAAGAGAGGGAAGUGCAGUAUGCUGAGGAGCAGAGACGGCAGGCAGAGGUGGAGGAGCAAAGGCGGCAGGCAGAGAUGGAGGAGCAGAGGCAGCAGGCUGAAAGGCAGAGGGAGAAGGAGGUAUCGAUGGAGAUUCCUCAGUACCAAAGGCAUUAUGAGCGAUAUGAAGUAUCUAAAACAAUAGAGGAACGUGGUGGCCAUCCUGUCAUUGACAGGCAUUAUGAACGCUACGAAGUUUCCAAAACCACUGAGGAGCAUCCUAGCCAGUCAUUUGUUGACAGGAAUAAGUCCAAGUCAACUUCAGAACUGAAUGAGUUCAACACAGUGAGAAAUGGUACCCAGAGCAAGCAUUCAGAGAGGUCCUGGACCACAAGUGAGUCACAGAAGAAGGCUCAGAAGGAGCACAACCUUUCUGCAGCAGAGUUGGAGAGACAGCAAAUCCUUCAGGAAAUGAGAAAGAAAACAUCUCUACACACAGACAGCAGCUGGAUUAGGCAGCGCAGUUCCAGUAUACAUAAAGAGCCUGUCAGUCUGUACAGCAAUAGUAUGAGGAGAGGGGAGUCUUUGGACAACCUUGAUUCUUCAAGAACAAGUUCCUGGAGGCACCACUCAUGGCUGAACCAGUCUGCCUCCUCUUCAUCUCUGUCCUCUAAUCAAGAUGUCAGUCGUCCAGUGUCCACUUCAAACCGAGCUUACAUGUGCACUCCUUCCUCCAGCAAAGUACCUCCUGUGACCACCUCUGCCAGAGCCCCCUCUAUGUCCCAGGCAGCUCCCCGGGCUCAAUCUCCCCUCUCUGCUUCUCAGCCAGGGUCCCAGACACGAAGCAGGUCAGUCAGUGGGAAGAAAAUCUGUUCAUACUGUAAUAACGUUCUGGGCAAAGGAGCAGCCAUGAUCAUUGAGUCUCUUGGUCUUUGUUAUCAUUUACAGUGCUUUAAGUGUGUUGCCUGUGGAUGCGACCUUGGGGGAUCCCGAGCAGGAGCCGAAGUCAGGAUCCGAAACAAUAAACUCUUCUGCAACGACUGCUAUAUCAGAUUUAAAACUGGACAACCAACCUCCAUGUGAAGCAAAUGAAGAUCUGAAACCACUGUUGCAGAUACAAGAAGAGGUGAUUGCUGCUGUUGUAGAUCUAUAAAUAUAUGUAUUUUGUGUGUGUUUUUUCUAAGAGUAACGCUCGCUUGUCUAGUCUUCAUAGCAAUGCCUUGUAUUCUUCAUAUAACUAUUUUUAUUUAUAAGAAAGUAAUUGCAUUAAGGAAGUAUCUGGGGAAAUGCUUUCACUUUUUCAGCUUUGAGUACAGAGAGCACAAGGGAGAAUUAAGUAUAUUUUCAGUAAUAACUUCCAAAUAUUUUUGAGGCUUAUAAUCGACUAGGUGACUUUCCAAUGGUAUAAAAAAGAGAGUGUUUUGUUUCUAAGCUCUUCAGGUGAGCAUUAGAGAGAUAGCUAAUAUAAAUAUAUAUUUGCAAUUGCUGUCUUUAUAUUUUGACAUAUGCUGAAAGUGAGUUCUCUAGGUUAAUAUGAAGCUACAUUUAAAUGCACACAAAUGUGUUUGCUUUCCAUAUGCUGGUUUCUAAAAUGAUGUGCUUUUUCAAAACUUAAAUACAAAGAAUAAUCUGUUUGCUCAGUGGUGUUGGCAUAAUGUUCUGUGGAAUGCAUUUAAGGCAAAGAGUUUUCCCAUUUGGAAAAAAAUGUAACUAUCACUUUUUUCCCCCCCCACAAACUGAGUGGAGAAUGGUUGUUGAAUUACAGUAUAUUUGUAAAUAAAAUUUCUGA